Lactuca sativa (garden lettuce) is the source of this 974-nucleotide messenger RNA. RefSeq names its product lactoylglutathione lyase family protein / glyoxalase I family protein. The record is from RefSeq and is a predicted model, not a curated record. Gene Ontology annotation, molecular function: lactoylglutathione lyase activity; metal ion binding. NCBI's taxonomy places the organism in Eukaryota, Viridiplantae, Streptophyta, Magnoliopsida, Asterales, Asteraceae.
AAUCGCCGCAAUCAUUAGCGUCGUAAAUACUCUUCGCAUUUUGGUUGCGUUUUCGUCUCUGGAUUCCUAAUUUCCCACAGUAAGCUUUCUUCCCCCUCUUAUGGCGUCCACCAGUUUCUUAUCUCGUUCACUCCGUUUCGCUGCUACAAAACCCUUUUAUCCAUCUUCAAUCCCCUCUAUUUUAACUACUCCCCCAAAACAGGUAUCCUUUAAUCGUUGUCGUUUGAUAUCAUCGUCAAUGGCUUCGGACUCGACUCAGAAUGAAUUGCCGUCAAAUAAUCCAGGGCUCCAAAGUACACCUCCUGAUAAAGAAACUAAUGGCUACUUCAUGCAACAAACGAUGUAUCGAAUUAAAGAUCCAAAAGCCAGUCUUGAUUUCUACUCAAGAGUCCUGGGAAUGUCAUUACUCAAGAGACUGGAUUUUCCAGAUAUGAAAUUUAGCUUGUACUUUAUGGGCUAUGAGGAUACAUCAUCUGCUCCAGAAGAUCCAGUUGAGAGAACUGCAUGGACAUUUGGUCAAAAGGCCACCAUUGAGCUCACACACAAUUGGGGCACUGAAAAAGAUCCUAACUUUAAAGCAUAUCAUAAUGGGAACUCAGAACCUCGAGGAUUUGGACAUAUUGGUAUAACAGUUGAUGAUACAUACAAAGCAUGUGAGAGAUUUGCACGUCUAAAUGUUGAAUUUGUCAAAAAGCCUGAUGAUGGGAAAAUGAAAGGAAUUGCGUUUAUUAAAGAUCCCGAUGGUUAUUGGAUUGAGAUAUUUGACACAAAAACCAUUGGAAAUGUAGCCAAGGCUACUGCUUCAAAAGACUAGAGGAAGUUUUUAUGGAAAGCUUGGAAUAAUAGUCUUUUAACACUUUGUGAUCUCAAAAUGUUGUAAUAAAAUGUGUAAUUUGAUGCCGAAUAUAUUUUGAGAGGAAACAUGGUGAAUGUACAAGUAUUGGUACAUGAGGUACAAGUGUUAUUGGUUUGAA